Sphenostylis stenocarpa is the source of this 201-nucleotide messenger RNA. Lineage: Eukaryota; Viridiplantae; Streptophyta; Magnoliopsida; Fabales; Fabaceae. The record is from the annotation of a GenBank genome assembly.
AUGAAUAGGUUGGUGCAUAUACAGAAGUUUGCUUGGCACCAAACUCAUGAGCACCGUGUCCCAUGGGUUAGUGCUUGCUUAGCAUGGCAACGCCAUAAUUUCACUUUGGAAAUUAAGGGAUGGUAUCGUGUUUUGUGGGCCCUUCUUCCUCACGCACCGCACGAUCGUCCUCGCAGACUUUUUCUCCCUUAUGAUGAGUAG